CACUGACAUUUAAAAAUGACAAAUCUAUGACAGCGAAGUCCGAAGUCGUAUCUUAACUGAGUAAAAGUAAAGAAUACUCGGUACAUACAUAAUUAUGUAUAUUACUUAAAAUUUCCAUUGUGUGUGAAUGAAGGUCAAUUUUUUUACGGUGAAAGUUAAGGGCUGCAUAGUUAUAUAAGCUAUAUUUAAGUUCAUUACUAAAGUAAGUUAUAUUCCACUUAAUAUUAUUCCCUUAUCUGUUGAAUCAUACAAAGAAAAUGUCUCGGCUCGAUAACAUUGAUUCGUUAGAAAAACAACUGGCGGAUCUUCAGAUGACUCAAGAGUUUAACACGCCAAACAAAACAAAGAAAAUACCGCCAGCCGUACCUCCAAAGAAGAAAGCCCAGCCUCAAGUACCACAUAGCGCAAUAGUCGGCACGUUACGUGAACCGUCCUACUCCGCGAAGCUGUCUCCAACUGCGAGCAAUAAUAAUGCAACAUAUGGUAAUUCCCUAACCAAUUUACAACCUAUACAUAAAGAUUAUGCUAAUGUGACCCAUUUGAACAUAUCUUCACCUGGCAGCCACAAUGCUAGACAUUCACCAUCCUUAAAGAAUUAUUCUACAUACAGUAACAUGCCAAUAUACAGAGGCAGUGAAGAGUUGAUUCCACCCCCACCACCACCACCACCACCAUCACUUCGCAUCUCACCAUCAAAGUCUUACAAUGCUAGCCUUAACACAGAAGAAUUUAUACCCCCACCUUCACCAGUCAGCUCAAACUACAGUGAACUUGUAAGAGCCACUGCAAACUUGAAUUUCAACCAGGAAAGGCCUAACUAUCCACCAAUAUAUCAAAAUGAGUUUCCUGAAUAUGGAAUAUCACAGGCUUCAACUUAUGAAUCAUUGUAUGAGCCUAUUAAUUUGAGAUCAGCCAGCAAUAUUUCAUCACACACUAAUAAUACAAUUCCUAAUUAUCAUAAUAAUAUGAAACCUAAUCCUAACAAAUCACCAUUACCAAAAGAGGAGGAAGUUGACUCAUUAACAAACCUUCUUGUUAAAUCAAUAUCUGACAGCCAAGAUUUAGAUGUCUUUGGAACUUGUGUCAAGUGUGGUGAAAGGAUUGUUGGAGAAAAUUCCGGUUGCACUGCAAUGGGAAACAUGUAUCAUGUGCAAUGCUUUUGUUGUUUCCAUUGCAAUGGAAAUUUACAAGGUAGACCUUUUUAUGCUGUGGACAACCAACCUUAUUGUGAAGUGGAUUACCAUGAAACUUUGGAGAAAUGUUGUGUGUGUAAAACACCAAUUCUAGAUAGAAUCUUACGAGCCACUGGCAAACCUUACCAUCCCAAUUGCUUCACUUGCGUUGAAUGUGGUAAGAGUCUGGAUGGUAUACCAUUUACUGUAGAUGCUAUGAACCAGAUUCAUUGUAUUGAGGAUUUCCACAAGAAGUUUGCGCCUCGUUGCUGUGUGUGCGAGCUUCCAAUAAUGCCAGAAGAAGGAGAAGAGGAAACUGUUAGAGUUGUGGCUUUGGAUCGCAGUUUUCAUGUCCGUUGUUAUCGUUGUGAAGAUUGCGGACUACUGUUGUCUUCUGAAGCAGAGGGUAGAGGAUGUUACCCUCUAGAUGACCAUAUUCUUUGUAAGACUUGCAACGCACAUCGCAUUAGAUUACUGACUAAUGUUAUGACUACGGACCUAUAAGCAUUUUCGAAUUUGAUAACUUCUACUAAUUUUUGAAUUUAGCAAUAAGUUGGGUAUUCCUAAUAAGCUUUUCUUGGUGCAUUUUAUAGCUUACUCUAUGUUUAUAAACUACUUAAAAUAAAAAUGUGAUUUUGAUAUUUUCUUAAGCAAUAUUUACAUAUUAAUAGAUAUUAAGGAAAGGUAAAUAUAUGUGUAUAUUUAUGUCAAUGCAGCUGAGAAAUAACGAAUGAGACUGUCGAGUAUUGCUGCCAAGUCAAGAAUGUAUGUUUAAUGAUAUGUUUAGAUUAAAAUAAUGUAUGUGAUAAUGGUUAU
Manduca sexta (tobacco hornworm) is the source of this 1988-nucleotide messenger RNA. RefSeq names its product lipoma-preferred partner homolog. The transcript has a single exon. Lineage: Eukaryota; Metazoa; Arthropoda; Insecta; Lepidoptera; Sphingidae. Gene Ontology annotation, cellular component: stress fiber; focal adhesion. Gene Ontology annotation, biological process: cell-cell adhesion. The coding region runs from base 258 to 1676 and encodes 472 amino acids. The record is from RefSeq and is a predicted model, not a curated record.